UAGGUUUAUCGGAUAAAAAUGUGUUAAUCAAACGAUAACCCGAACAACAAAACAUGUUAAUUACCUAAUGAGAGUGUUAAGUGUUAACUGUUAAGACGUCUUCUUAUUUUCAUUUUUUCGUUCACAAAAUCGAUAUAAUUAUUUUAAUUCAAAUGAUUUUCACAGAGUCAAACGUAUUACGCAUCGGAUGUCGCGACGUUUUAAGUCGAUGGCGAACGCUGUUGUAGUCGGCGUCGUCGUCAUCUAAAACAUGAUAUUACAUCAAAUCUGAUCGCAAAUAUAUUUGUGAAGUCAACGUUAUGACUCUUGUGUUUCCACAAAUACAUCAAUAAUUACAACAAAAUUCAUCUUCUGAGCUGUUUUUUGUUCAAUUGAAAUCUCUUCAUGAAAUUAAAUCCUCUUCACUGCUGUUAUUGAAUUAACAAUGAGCGGAGUGCAGUUCAGAGAAAUCCACAAAAACUCGUGGUUGAGAAAACUACCGGCUGGCGUUGACAAAAAGUCGGCUCUGAAACUGACUGGUGGACAAAAACUAUGGACUGUGUUUUGUAUACACGACGACACAGAACCAGUGUUGGAAUUUUAUGUAGACCAAAAAAAAGCAGCUGCACAUCGUCCAGAUAAUACCAUACCACUAACAGAUACCGUCCAUGUUUCUGCUACUAUAUGUCCCUUGCCAGUGAUGGCAGGUGAUCAUCAACAACAGUACCAGUAUGAAUUUGUAAUAACCCUCUCCUCAGAUGUAGUACGUUUAGCUGCUCCUUCAUGGAAUCAGAUGAUGGAUUGGGUACAAGGGUUGGACGUGAAAUUGCGUGAAAUGCAUGUAUUAUCACCAAAAGAAAAUGUCUAUACCAAACCACCUGAGUCUAGACCCCCUCUUUUACCGACUAGAGACCCUAACUCUCCGCUGCCUCCUCCACCAUUACGUGACUUGUCAACAAAUGUUUUACCGGGUGUUGAACCCGUUGUCUCAGCAGCUCAAUUAAUAGGUACAGAUGACAGUCCUUCAGAAAUUGAACAAACUUUUUUAACUCCACCUAUUAGCCCUAAUCCAAUGAGUCCUAGUGAACCAGUGAAUAAUGUUACCAUUGUAGAAGUAAUAAAUCAUAAUCAAGUAUUCAAUUUUAAUCAAAUGGAACAAGUUAUAAACCAAACAAAUGAGCAACCAUCUCAAACAUCAUCUGAACCAUUAAUAAAUUCUCCUAGGCCUAGUAGAUCAUCAAGUUCUACAUCUGAAAAUGUUGCUUCUUCUCCAAGGCAGUCUAGUAGACACCACCAAGUUCGAAGUGCAUCAAUUUUAGAAGAAUCUGUUAGUGGUGCUAGGUCUAGUAGUCAUUCAGAAUUUAGUGAUAGAACAACACAUGUUGAAGAUAUGCCACACAGAUCUACUAGUGAAGUACCAAAUGAAGGUCAACGAAUUAAAGUUAGAAUUGCUGAACCAGAAGAUGGUUGGCAUAGAAGAAGACCAAAAAGACAAGAUGUUAUACCCCCAACAACCGACCAAGAAGUAACUAGUAAUUAUGAGCAUUUAAUAUUACCUACUGCUAUGCAGUCUAGACCACCUCCGGCCUUGUCCAAUUCAGUACCUGCAGAUAUCGCAAUAUUACCAACAAGAUCUCAACUUCCAAUUGGUCGAGGCCGUGGGGCUCGACGAAAAGUUAACGCUGAUAGUUCACAUCCUGCAUUAGGAGCUGAUAGAAUCCGUGUAGCAGUAAAUAGUAGCACACACAAUAUGUUACAGCCAGUUCCAACACCAUUUACCCCCACAGAAAACAGAGAUUUAUUCAGUCCUAGUCGGUUAACUGUUCGUGAAAAGCAAGUCCUGCAACUACGAAAAGAAAUGUCCCAUCUUGCUGGUGUGCGGUUACAAUUGAGACGUAAAGAUUGUAUUAAUACUAUUGCUUUGGUUGAUGUCUUUCAAACUGUGUGGAUUGCUGGAUGGAAACAGAAAGAACAUCCAAUGUUGCAUAAUGCUUUACAUUUAGGCGAUCAAUUGUUGAGUGUUGCUGGAAAACCUGUAUCAUGUUCAACAGAUGCUCAUAAAUUAAUAAGAGCAUGGCCAAGUCUUUAUGUUGAAUUAAUUAUCAGGCGUGUACCUUGUGGACGAGUAUUUGUAGUACGUCGAAAAGAGCAAGGCCAGGACCUUGGAAUCAUCCAAGAAGGAGGUACAGCCGAAAUUAAAGAUAUACUGCCGAAUAGUUUAGCUGCUGCCCACGGCUUAUCAUCUCGCACACCUACUUUAGAUGGGUUGUCAUUUACUUCUUGGACACUAACAGAGAUCAAUUCUCGCCCAUUAAACUUAUUGUUUAAAGAAACUGAAGUUAGAGACCGUCUGAAUGCAGUUGGAUUAGACAUAUCAUUAUUAGUCCAACCAACUGAUCUUAUAUCAGCACUACGCAAACAGCUGAAGUCCUUAAAAUCAUUCAAAGACUUUUUGUUGGUAUAAAGUUCACAACAAUUACUGGAGAAGAUCACAAAUGCAGGGUCAAUGCAGAAGAAAUAUUUAUUAUAUAUUAUAUUGAAUAAGAAAUAUCAAAAUAUAUUUUACUAUAUAGACUAAAAGUAAAUUUAUUUUUAUGACCUAUGAUUUACCAGCCUAAAUGAAAAAUGGGCUUAAGGAUUUUCACAUCAGUAUUUUUUUUAUAACAUUUAAAUUUAAAAGUUAUUGUUUUCUGUGAUAAUUUUGACAAAAAAUAUUGAUCAAAGUGUUUGAAUAUAUUAAUUAUAGUUUUAUAAUUUUAAAUGUCAGUUGGCUUAUGCUAAUAUUAAUAGCUCUAAUUGAAAACUGAAUCAUUAUUUAAUUUAAAUAUUUCGUUUGUAUUUUAAGUCAAUAUUGUAGAAUAUACUGUGUCAUGAAUGUGCAAUAUUA
Messenger RNA from Myzus persicae (green peach aphid), 2866 nucleotides. RefSeq lists its product as uncharacterized. The transcript is spliced from 10 exons. The record is from RefSeq and is a predicted model, not a curated record. The coding region runs from base 425 to 2443 and encodes 672 amino acids. Lineage: Eukaryota; Metazoa; Arthropoda; Insecta; Hemiptera; Aphididae. Gene Ontology annotation, cellular component: plasma membrane; cytoplasm.